Molecule: messenger RNA, 413 nt
Organism: Symbiodinium sp. CCMP2456
Lineage: Eukaryota; Dinophyceae; Suessiales; Symbiodiniaceae
Source: the annotation of a GenBank genome assembly
AUGGAGCCGGAUUUAGCCGUGGUGCCUUUCGCGGCCUUGCCCGCCGAAGGUGCCAUCACGGAGGACGCUGUUGACCUGGAGCUGCAUGCAGAUGCUCAGGCGCGGUGCCUCCGGAGCCGCCUGGCGCCCACCGCCGCGGCGCUUUUAAGGUGGUUGGAAGAGGAUUGCACAAAGGCCUCUGGCCCUCUUUCAGCAACGGCCGGUGCUGCUCUACUGGUCCUGCUGGCCCUUGCAGACAUCGCCGUGGCCGUGAAGAUGUCUUGGAGUUUGGUCCGCUGGCUCACAUACCCCGCCAAGAGAGUUGAGGAGGCGCCGAAGGAGCCGAACAGGCUCCCUCCCCGGCCGCAGUUUUUUGAAAUUCACUCGGAGGGCGAGGAGGACGGGACGCCGCGGAGACCAAAGAAGGCGAAGGA